AUUGUUUGAUCAGUUCAAAUUAAAACUUUCCCCAGUGCAGACGUGUCAGCACCAUUCUACUGUGGCGGGAACAUCGUACUGCCAAGUGCCACGAUCAGAUGCUGACGCAUGGAAACCCAAACCGCGGCACCAAAAUGGAAGAAGUCAAUGAAAAGUUGAAGAAUUUCUUAAUUACAUCCAGCGCGAGUGGUGUCGAGUUGGAUUGUUUGGCCUCGUUCCGUCGGUAUAGACAGGAGCUGCAGCGCAAUUAUCUUCACUACGAAACGAGAAAGUAUCAGCUCAUCCUCGCAUUCCUAAUUUGUAUGAUCGGAAAACAUUAUUUCAACGAGCUGUUUGCAAAUGAAGAUUGCAUCCUUGGGAUGCCACAACAGCUGCAGAAAGCGUUUCGCCCGCCGGAAAGUUGUGACUUUUGCCGGGAGAUGCGAGAAGUGCCUCGACUCGCCAAUGUAGACCCGGAUGAAUUCGAGCAGAACUAUGCAUACGCUGGAGGUCCGGCAAUUGUAACGGAUGCAACCCCAAACUGGACCGCCACAGAAUACUUCGAUUAUUGGUUUUUCAAGGAUAUCUACGAAACAUAUGGAAAACGUAAAAAAGCCGCUCGAUGCCAGUUUUUUCCCUAUCAAACGGGUUUUCGCAACAUCCACGAAGCGUUCGAUUUGGAUGCAGCACGCGUGAACUACGAACCUGGUACUGAGCCGUGGUACUUUGGGUGGAGUAAUUGUGAUCCGGAGAUAGUGAAAAUUUUAAGAGAACACUACGGUCGGCCAUACUUUUUGCCACGUGGGUCGGAAAAUAACGCUGUGGAUUGGGUGUUUAUGGGUGGGCCCGGACUGGGAGCUCACAUGCAUGUUGACAACGUACGUUUACCAUCCUGGCAAUCGCAACUCAAAGGAUCUAAGGAAUGGAUUCUCGCUCCACCGCCUGAGUGCUACUAUAGUUGUAACUUUUUAUCCGUAGUAGUGAAAACCGGAGAGACAAUUGUCCUCGAUACCAACAAGUGGUACCACAAGACCAACGUCCUUUCCGGUGAAAUCAGUAUCACGGUUGGUGCAGAAUACGAUUAAGCGACCACUUACCUGGAUAUGAUAGUAGUUGCCGGUGGAAACUCGACUAUGUCUUCUCUUAUCUCGAGAUCGUUGUAGAAGCUCACCACAUGCGGCUCAUUGUUCCGGAACA
Aedes aegypti (yellow fever mosquito) is the source of this 1176-nucleotide messenger RNA. RefSeq lists its product as uncharacterized. Lineage: Eukaryota; Metazoa; Arthropoda; Insecta; Diptera; Culicidae. The record is from RefSeq and is a predicted model, not a curated record.